Molecule: messenger RNA, 1740 nt
Organism: Aspergillus tanneri
Lineage: Eukaryota; Fungi; Ascomycota; Eurotiomycetes; Eurotiales; Aspergillaceae
Exons: 5
Coding region: 1-1740 (579 amino acids)
Source: RefSeq, a predicted model, not a curated record
AUGUCUGGAUAUGAUGAGUGGAAUGUUGCUUAUGAAUGGAGCUCUCUGUCACAGCUGGAUCAGGCUCACGCAUCUGUUCCUGAUAUUGGACCCGACCAGAACAGUUUCCUCCUAAAUAGCGAAUUCAACUGGACUGCCGAUGGAGGCCAUCUGAAUGGAGCACGGGUUGGAGGUAAUGCGCAAGCUCCGCAGAAUAACAUUGUGAAUUAUGUUCAGGGCCACGGCCUGAGCAUUGGACCAAACAAAGAGCAACUUGGUGCCUCUCUGUCUGAUGUCGAGAUGGUACCCAGCCCUCCUUAUUUUGCACACGAAAACUCCACUGACGAUGGAUUUCUUGCAUCUCAUUCCUUUUCUCAUGAAAGAGAUAACACUGAACAUGCACUUGCAUCGCCGACCGAUAGUUUUGUGCCAGAGCCUACACCGUCCAUGAACGAGAAUAAUUCUACGUCUUUGGUUCCAGAUUUGGUUGACCUAAUGGACUCUGCUGUGUCAAAUCCAUUUCAUAAUACUACGCUUUUCCGGUCUCAUGAGGACGCCCGUGCUUUUUAUCAGCCCAGUGAGCCACUUCCUUAUGACCCAACUAUUCCUCGCGCACAGGAGCAAAAGCAGGUUGUUGUGAGAGAGAUGUGCAAAGCUAUGCUCAGCGUCGAUCAUGCAACAGAUAAUGAGGGAAUGAUUCUACCAUUCAAGAACGGCAAAUACUCUGACGAGCGAGUCGAGGCCUGCUGCUGGCAGACUUUGGAAACCGUUAUUUUGCGUCAAACUACUGGUCCGCUUCUAGCGGCGUUCGAGCCCAAGGGAAAGAUUCACGAUGAGCCCGGCACUUUUGCUGAACGAAUGACUCGCAUCAUCGAAUGUCUUUAUAGACAUAAGACCGUCUGCAAGCAUAUCUUAGACCCUCUUUAUUUGUACAACUUAGUCGACAAUCCAGUAGCAGCUGAGAGGCGUGUCGAGAGCAACAAGCUCCUGAACAAACGCAAAGGACACAUAAUGACGGCAGGAAAAGAGGCUCUUCGAAUUGGAAAUCGUCGCCAGCCCCCAGCAGCCAAAAAGACCCGAAAAACCAAUGCUCAGAAGGCUCCUAGAACCACUAGGAAGACAGUGUCAGCCGCAAGAAAGACAGCUGCCAGGAAGGCACCAAGGACAGGGACAGUGAACACAUCCCAGAAGUCGACUAAUUCAAUCAAAUCAUCCCACUCGGACACCUCGGACUGCCCAAACGAUAACACUGCGAUGUUUACUCCCUCCAGCAUAACUGAAACUAUCCGCUCCGAUACAGGCACUCACAGCAACGCAGUUGCACCUGCCGGCCAUCUGAGUUCGUCCUCCUUGAUUAACUCGCAGGCAAUGUCCUACUACUCUCAGCCUAUGGUGAGUGGAGAGUCGACAUACAACGUCACUUCAAGCAUGGCAUACCCUGCUCGUCCUGAUGGUCAUCAUGCAUACAUGUCCACCGUACAGCCCCAUCGCGUGCCCGCGCCAAUCUCCCAUCCCAUGCCUCCAGUGGAUUUCAUGGCUAACCCUGUCACUUCGUUUUUUUCUCCUAGCCCUGUGGCAAAUAUGCACGCUGUUCCAGCUGCCAUGGGUGAAGGUGUAGGCAAUUGCAACCAACAUAUGGUCCCUGCGUCUCCUGGGCAGAUUCCAGUUCGUCGCGCAAGGGGUGGCGGGCGCAAACGCUCUACUGCUACAACAACAACUGACUCGGGGCAUUCUUCUUUUAUUGAAAUGAGAAAGCGCUAG